Cotesia congregata is the source of this 566-nucleotide messenger RNA. The record is from the annotation of a GenBank genome assembly. NCBI's taxonomy places the organism in Eukaryota, Metazoa, Arthropoda, Insecta, Hymenoptera, Braconidae.
UUGUUUGACAUAGAAACUUUUUAUAACAGGAUCUGAAGCCCGCUAAUUUAUUAAUAGACAAUGAAGGGAUAUUAAAGAUAGCUGACUUUGGACUGGCAAGAUUAAUGUAUGAUGAUAGUACCCAACCAUAUUCCCAUCAAGUGGCAACGAGAUGGUAUCGAGCGCCAGAAUUAUUGUAUGGAUCGAAAAUUUAUACGUCUGCUAUUGAUAUGUGGUCAAUUGGUUGUAUAUUCGGGGAGAUGAUUAAUAGUUCUCCAUUAUUUCCGGGUGAAACGGAUAUCGAGCAACUAGCAAUCGUUAUAAAGCAACUGGGCUCACCAACACCAGAAUCGUGGCCUGAAUUAAAAACUUUACCUGAUUAUAAUAAAAUAACUUUUCCGUAUCAGAAAAGUGUACCAUGGGAACAAAUUGUCCCUGAAGCAUCACCCGAAGCUUUGGAUAUUGUGCGUUCCUUAUUGAUUUAUAAUUCAUCUAAACGACUGACUGCUGAAGAGGUAUUAAAACAUGAUUACUUUUACGUACCACCUUUCCCGUGUGACAUCAAACAGUUACCAAAACCACCAAGU